This is a messenger RNA of Eurytemora carolleeae, 2372 nucleotides long. RefSeq lists its product as uncharacterized. Bases 137 to 2227 code for a protein of 696 amino acids. NCBI's taxonomy places the organism in Eukaryota, Metazoa, Arthropoda, Copepoda, Calanoida, Temoridae. The transcript has 5 exons. The record is from RefSeq and is a predicted model, not a curated record.
UUCGUGGGACACCCUGUAUUUAUGUUAAAGGUUACUUUAUACUCCUACUGUACAUAUUUACUGUGUAUGGGGUUACAGUAUACUGCUACUGUACAUAUGCAUAUCUAUUAAAGGUUACUGUGUACUCCUGUUGAAUAUGAAUGUGCAAGGAAAAUCUUUACGUAUUGUGAUGCUUGAUAAUCUGUCUCAAACUGCGCACAGUAUUGCAGGGUGUAUAGAGGCCCCAAUUCAACUGUUAUUAACCAUAUACCUGAUUUUGCUGGGACUUCUUGAAGUCCCAAGCUUUCUGGCAUUGGAUUAUGGGAAAGACCAGUUUGAAAAUGUGUUCGCUACAUUCAAUAUCCCGAUGUUUUCUAUGGCCUUUUCUUUCAUCAAUAUUCUCUUCUGCUCAACCAAAGUCAACAUUUUCAAUGUUUACAUUGUUCAACUGCGAAGAUUGGCUGAUCUCAAAUUGUACGUCUCACUUUGUGUUGGAUAUUUGCCUUUUUUCCUGCACUCAAUAAUGUUCAGGGUUUUUGCAUUUACCUUUUUGCUCAUAUACCUUAGUCAAUGGUCAGCUAUACCAUUACUAGCAAUAUUUUUCAGCAAUUUGAUCAUUGGAUACAUUUUCAAGGGAGAAAGUCAAUUUGAGAGGCUAAUCAAUGACAAAUAUAAGCUGUACAGCACUAAAAAUCCAAAUUCUAUAGGUUUGGAACAAAAGCUUUUAUCAAACCCCGGUGAAGACACUCCAAUUUGGUUAAACAGCUUUCUAGGUAUGUUUGUGCCAUCUUGCUCAAUGAUGGGAGUAUUGCCAGAGAUCAUGGAUCAACUUGAUGAAGAGCAAAAAAGUCGAGUACUAUCAGAGCAAUCUCGAUCACAAAAGAAGAUUUUGCGAUACCAAGUGUUCAUAACAACCAGCAUUAUUUUAACAAGUCUGUCAGUGAUUUAUUACUUGGUCAACUACUCUGAGUUUGGAUAUAAUUCAAACAUUUUAACAUUUAUAGAUUUUAACAUUUGUUCAGCUCUUAUUUUGGUUCAGGCAAUGAUUUCCAUACUUUUUCUCCCUGAACUUGAUGUUCUGAAACUGCUGAAACUUACUGACUUCAGCCAGAAGUUAGAUCAGGGAUUAUGCAAGAAGAUUUUAGUAGGACUUCUAUUUUCUUUGGCUAUAUUCAUUCCUCCUAUCAUAGCUUUUGUUUCUUCAUUCUACUUAACUCUUCCAAAUGUUUAUCUCAUAUCAAAAUUUGAAGCAACAAAUCAAGUCAAUAUUGAAGUUACAAAAUCCGUUCUUAUCAAUAAUAAAUUCAAUGUUGUACAAACAAUAGCAGAAACAUAUACAUGCGACAAGCAAGGAACUAUCCCUGCUAAAAAGUUUCUGAUACUUCUUCCAUCAUGUUACCAGAAAGAAAUUUAUGGUGCAAGUUUAAAUGAUAUGGAACAAAUGGAGGAUAAGUUUGGAGGUAUUAUGGGGCUAAUCUUUCUUGAUGAAAACAAGUACAGUGCAAGUGCAUUACCAUGGAAGUUCUCUUUAUUUAGAGAGAUUACUAAAUUUCCAGUCCUUCUUGUAAACUUUCAUGAUAAAGCCCGUUUGCUGGAUAGAAGCGGAAAUAAGACCGAACUUGAUGUCAAGGAUUUGUAUGAAUCGUUAUCUAAUAUAUCCUCCCAUCUUUACUCUAUUAAAUGCCAAAACCUUACCUCCGACUCUUCUGUUAACCUCUACUCUAGCAAAGGCCUUUAUUUGGGGUGUAAUGGGUUUCCUAAACUAAAUAUUCCUUUCAACCUUACUUGCAGAGACAAAGGGCGAGAAUGUCCUGAACAAGAUUCCUAUGAGAAAACAUUUUCUAUUUUUAACCCAUUUGAAGAAUGUGAUAGAAAAGAAGGAAGAACUUCCCAAAUAUAUCCUGGCCUGACCUGUACAAACUUGCCAAUUCUUUGGAAGAAACCAACUUUUCUUCGGGGUGACGAUUCUUUGUAUGGAGAACCUCAAUGUAUUUACAAUGGAAAUAAUGUAUAUUUUUCAAAGGACAACAGCCAGUGUAAUAAACAAAAGUUUAGUAGCACUUUAUUGGGUGAUUGGAUAGUGGAUACUGAGUGCUCGAAGAGUGAAACAGGAGUAAAAUACAGGUUUGCACGAUUAUCAGAUCUAUGUGUAAUGAUGGAAGUUGAAUUGCUGAGAAGGAAUUCAUGUGUUCAAGAAGACCCUAUAGAUAUUACAAACUGCGAUGGUGGAAGGAUGGAGGUCCCUUAGAACAUUCUUAUUUACUCCUGUUCAAAUUUUGAUUCUUAUGUUUGUAAAGGGGUUUGUAUCAUGAUGGUGGAGAAUUCAAACAAGAAAUAGUUAUGUAAAUAAAUACAAUAAAAUAUACACUGAUAAACAAAAUUCUGCGUUAUGA